CACUCGCUGCGAGCCCUGACUGAGUGUGAGCCGUCCCCAGAGUACAGCCAGAAACCAGCAGAGACACGUGGAAACAGAAAGGAGGAACUGGAUUUAUCCAAGGUGGACUGAAGGCUGAACUUUUAAAAGCUGCAUCCUGUCUACAUUUGAAGCUGAUUUGAGUGACUUCACACCAAACUGGGAGGAGAGCCUCAGCGUACCUGAGUGCAGCCGGACAGGUUGAGGUGGAUGAGCUUGUGGCAGCCCUUUCCCGUGGUCAGCUCUUCUUAAUGAAAACACAGUCCCUGCAGGGCACAGGAUGCGUGUGACCUCCUCUCUCCUGCUCGCCUCGCUGCUGCUUCUCCUGCUGCCGUCCACCGAGAUGAAAAGGCCGGGGAAGGGCAGAGGCCUCAGAGGAGCAAGACACAAACUCACCCGGGACAGGGUGAGAGGAGCUGGGCGUUACAGCAGAUCAGGCCCCUCCAGGCCUGCGGCGCCUAAGUGCUUAGAGUCGACAGAAUCUGGGGACGUGUUUUUAGACUGUCAAGAGCGACGCCUCACCUCCGUUCCCACCUCACAGACCUGGUCAACACAACCAAAGCACCUCCUCCUAGCACGCAACCGGAUCAAAGUCCUUCGUGAUGGCGCCUUCUCUGGAUUUGAGAGUUUAACCAGUCUGGACCUGCAGCAGAAUCAGAUCUCUCUAGUAGAGGAGGGGGCCUUCGAGGGCCUGACACGCCUGACAACCCUGCUGCUGCAGCACAACCGCCUGGGGACCCUUAGCGAGGAGGCCCUCAUCACCAUGCCAAACCUUCGCUAUCUACGUCUAUAUGAUAAUCCCUGGAAUUGUCUCUGCCCGAUGGACAGUCUUGUACGCACCAUUCAGGUCCCAAGCAACCGUAAUCUUGGAACUCAUGCCAGAUGUGCAGAGCCCAUCAGGCUAAAAGGCAUCAAGUUGAAGCAGAUUGACCCCGAGUUACUCUGUAAGGAGAGCAGCCCAACUGGUGACCCGCAGGGAGACCAAACAGACCCCGGAGGCCCUAUAGACCCCAUUCCAAUUCGUACAAAACCAGAUGCCACCACAUCUUGCCACACCUACCUUUUCCCCCAAAUAAGGAUGGACUGCAGACACCGAGGUCUAACUGAGGUGCCUUCAGGUAUUCCAGAGGAUGUCGUUCACAUCGAUCUCUCCCAUAAUUCAAUCCGUCAUCUCAAAGCCAAAGAUUUCCAAGGAGCGAGGAGCCUCAGAACCCUGAACAUCAGUCAUAACAACAUGGAGCGCAUCGACACAGCUUCCCUGUUUGGGCUGCUGCACCUUCGAGAGCUGGACCUGUCCGACAACGGCCUUCAUUUCAUCCAGUACGGAGUUCUGGAGGACCUUUACUUCCUGUCACAGCUAAAACUGGGAGGAAACCCCUGGGUGUGUGACUAUAGCAUCCACUAUAUGAUGUAUUGGCUGCAUCUGCACCCCGGAGUGAGGCACUCUGGCCUGCUGUGUCGCUCCCCUCCUGAACACACUGGGGAGAGUGUGGCGGAGUAUGUGCGUUCCUACCACAGAGAGUGUCCAAAGGACAGACAGUACAGCAGAACAGAUCAAGACCAAACAGACCCUGAACUAUGGGACACAGCGAUGGAAGUGCAGGGGGAGCUGGAGGAGGAGCUGGAGCCGAGCCACUUAAGAGCUCCGCAGAAAUACCAGAUCAUCAGACUGUCCUGAAAUUAUGAGCUUAAAAUCUGAAUUUCAAUAAUCUCUUUGUUUCCCCCAUCUUUCAGUCCCUGCCAGUAUCAUAAAACCGUCUGUAUCAGAUGGCAAAACGUAUUUUUCAGUGUUGCUUUUGUAUUUGUUGUCUUUUUAAUCAAAAUAUAAAAUGUAUCAACUUACUGACUGUUUUGACUAAUUAUUGCCACCACAGCGUGAUCUGCAUGUGUCAGUGCA
This is a messenger RNA of Plectropomus leopardus (leopard coralgrouper), 1915 nucleotides long. RefSeq names its product leucine-rich repeat-containing protein 17-like. NCBI's taxonomy places the organism in Eukaryota, Metazoa, Chordata, Actinopteri, Perciformes, Serranidae. Gene Ontology annotation, molecular function: protein binding. The record is from RefSeq and is a predicted model, not a curated record. Gene Ontology annotation, cellular component: plasma membrane.